AUGGCCGUCAAACAAACGCGCUUUUCGGGUGUAAGGACCCCCACGGCCGUGUCUUGUCCGGCCAAAGUGCUCGUUGCCGGUGGCUAUCUCGUGCUCGACCGCGACUACACGGGCCUGGUCUUCGGCCUCGACGCCAGAAUCCACACCGUCGUCGCCCCCGUCAAGACCAGGUCCGGCGUCACCAUCAAUGGCAUCCUCGUCACCAGCCCCCAGUUCCGCGAGGCCAUCUGGGAAUAUGGCUACAGGCUGCAGGAGAAGAGUGGCGGCAUGGCCAUCACACAGCUGAGCAUCGGCCACGAGCAAUCCAUUGCCCACUCCCGCAACCCCUUUAUAGAAACCGCCCUUACCUAUGCCCUGACCUACAUCCAAACCCUCCUCCCCGACACCCUCAUCCAACCCUCCAGCAUCCGCAUCCUGGCCGACCAAGCCUACUACUCUAACCCCGGCACGCCCCGCAGCUCAAACAUCAUCGCAGAGCCGCACAAGACGUCGCGCUUCCAGGACUUCAAUGUCACUCUCAAGGAAGCGCACAAGACCGGCCUGGGCAGCAGUGCCGCCCUCGUCACCAGCUUCACAGCCGCGGUGCUGGAAUUCUACCUGCCCAAGAGCCUUUUCGACAUGAGCACCGAAAAGGGGCAAAUGAUUCUGCACAACCUCGCGCAAGCAAGCCAUUCGUAUGCCCAGGGCAAAGUCGGCUCCGGCUUCGACAUUGCCAGCGCCGUGUUUGGCUCCUGUCUGUACAAGCGCUUCUCGCCCUCGCUGCUCAGCAGCCUCCCGCAGCCCGGCAGUCCCGGUUUCGCCACUCAGCUGCGGUCGCUGAUCGAGGGCCCCGCCUGGGACACGGAGAUCAAGAAGGCCCCCAUCAAGAUGCCCAGGGGCCUCCGCCUCGUCAUGUGCGACGUCGACUGCGGGAGCGAGACGCCCGGCAUGGUGAAGAAGGUGCUCGCGUGGCGGGCAGACAAGGCCGAAGAAGCGAAUCAAAUCUGGAACGAAUUGCAGGCUGGAAACGACGCGCUGGCUGCAGAGCUUACGCGCCUCGCGACCGACGACCAAGGCGAUGAUUAUUCCAAGUACGACGCCCUGCGACAGAUUAUCUCCAAGAAUCGCGCUUUGAUUCGUGCCAUGGGCGAAAAGUCGGGUGUGCCAAUUGAGCCGCCUCAGCAAACCCGUCUGCUCGACUACUGUUCAAACCUCAAGGGCGUCAUUGGCGGCGUGGUACCUGGCGCCGGCGGCUUCGAUGCCAUUGUCCUGCUUGUGCAAGACAGCGAAGACAUUGCCGAAGCACUCAAGACAUCCUUGGCGCAGUACAAUGACCCAGAAGCGACCGGCAAGGUGGGUGUCAUAGGCGUCAGAGAAGAAAUGGUAGGCGUCAAAGCCGAAGACCUAAGCCUCUACAAGGAGUGGGAGGAGUUGAGCUAA
Exserohilum turcica Et28A is the source of this 1419-nucleotide messenger RNA. RefSeq lists its product as uncharacterized. Gene Ontology annotation, biological process: isopentenyl diphosphate biosynthetic process, mevalonate pathway; ergosterol biosynthetic process. Gene Ontology annotation, cellular component: peroxisome. The record is from RefSeq and is a predicted model, not a curated record. The coding region runs from base 1 to 1419 and encodes 472 amino acids. Lineage: Eukaryota; Fungi; Ascomycota; Dothideomycetes; Pleosporales; Pleosporaceae. Gene Ontology annotation, molecular function: phosphomevalonate kinase activity; ATP binding. The transcript has 3 exons.